This is a messenger RNA of Poeciliopsis prolifica (blackstripe livebearer), 1831 nucleotides long. RefSeq names its product ras-related protein Rab-8B. The record is from RefSeq and is a predicted model, not a curated record. Gene Ontology annotation, biological process: regulation of exocytosis; Golgi vesicle fusion to target membrane; protein localization to plasma membrane. Gene Ontology annotation, cellular component: trans-Golgi network transport vesicle; plasma membrane; endosome. Lineage: Eukaryota; Metazoa; Chordata; Actinopteri; Cyprinodontiformes; Poeciliidae. The transcript is spliced from 8 exons. Gene Ontology annotation, molecular function: GTP binding; GTPase activity. The coding region runs from base 205 to 825 and encodes 206 amino acids.
UUCCAGGCGGGUCGGAGCCAGCACAGCUCAGCAAAUGACUGUUUUAUUUUGAAAUGAGAGAAGCGGAAGUGGAUCCGGUCUGCUGUCGGAACACUUGAUCCCGAACCGUUUCCUGCUUCUCUGUCGGUCCAUCUGAGCGGGUCCAGCAGAGGUUCGCGGAGCAGAGCCGGGCCCAUCCGGACCGGAGCCGAACCGAACCGGAACAUGGCGAAGAGCUACGACUACCUGUUCAAGCUGCUGCUGAUCGGAGACAGCGGCGUGGGCAAAACCUGCCUGCUGUUCCGCUUCAGCGAGGACGCCUUCAACGCCACCUUCAUCUCCACCAUCGGAAUCGAUUUUAAAAUUCGGACCGUGGAGCUGGACGGGAAGAAGAUCAAACUGCAGAUCUGGGACACGGCGGGUCAGGAGCGCUUCCGGACCAUCACCACUGCCUACUACCGAGGCGCCAUGGGCAUCAUGCUGGUGUACGACAUCACCAACGAGAAAUCCUUCGACAACAUCAGGAACUGGAUACGCAACAUCGAGGAGCACGCGUCGGCGGACGUGGAGAAGAUGAUCCUGGGAAACAAGUGCGACAUGAACGACAAGAGGCAGGUGUCCAAAGAGAGAGGAGAGAAGCUCGCCAUCGACUACGGGAUCAAGUUCCUGGAAACCAGCGCCAAGUCCAGCAUCAAUGUGGAGGAGGGCUUCCUGACUCUCGCCAGAGACAUCAUGAGCCGCCUCAACAGGAAGAUGAACGAGGGGAGCCCGGCAGGUGGAGGUGGCCAGGUGAAGAUCUCAGAUCCGCUCUCUAAGAAGAGCGUGUUCAGGUGUUUGCUGCUGUAGGCGGAGCCUCCUGACCAACUGUGGCUCCUCCUCCUUCCAGGUUAUGAUGGCGGCUGCCUUGACACGUGAUAGCAAUUGGCAAAGAUUUUCUGUAUGAUGGAGGUGGGGCUUAUUUAGGGGCGGAGCUUGCUUACAUGUACAGAAACACUUAAAGGGACAGUCCUUCUUUUCCUGAUUGGUCAUCUGAGCGCGCUCAGUUUCAGUUGAAAUUGUUGCUUCCUGUCUGCUGUCCAGCGCCUCGCUCUAAGAGCAUGUUCACUUAUAGAUGUUUAAUCUUUCAUAUUUAUCUCCAGAAUUUAAAGGGAUUUUGUCCAAAUAAACACAGGAACUAAUCAGUAGAUCAAAGUGUUCAAAUCAGGGAAAGGUUAGCACACCCCAACAUCAGGUCUGUCUGGAUAAAAUCCCUUCAGGAGAAGCUUCCUGUCUCCAUCUCAGAGUCACUGUCCCCUCAUCACUUCCUGUCACUCCACAGCAUCUGCAAGAGCUCAGUAUCUGGGCUUUGACUAGGCCGAGGAGUUUCGUCCAGCUCGUUGUGUUCCUGCUGAUUGUUCAAACUGAGCGCGUUCGAACACUGAAGGACAAAGUGUGAACCGUCCCUUUAAAGCCGUUUCCAGGAAGGUCAGCAGGGCGGCCAUGUUUGAUUUAAAAAUGGCAGCUGUGAGCAUGAGGGUUUCAUUUCAAAGCAGCUUCGGUUUGUUUUCAUGCUUUUAUUUUGAAGUUUUCUGUCUUCAGUUGUCUCAGGACAGGAAGUGCUGCAGUUUUCAGUGAAACUUGAAAUGUUUCAGCUUCCUGUGGAGAAUCGGUUUACAUGAGGAGGUUCUGACCCGUCAGCUGGUCUGAGGUCAGCAGAACCCAACCGGAACCGGCUAUGCAACUGAUCCGGAGAACCCGGCUGUGUCCAAAGUUCCUCGAGUUUAUUUUUGUACCUGACUUUCAGAUUAAAAGCCUCUAACUGUAUUGUAACAUGAAGGAUUUUAUAAAUAAACUUGUUUUGUAUUGAAGUGUC